AACUGUGCCUAUUCUUCACUACCGUGGUUGAUGUCGAGUCACUUCCCUUUGCCUAGAAGCAGAAGUAUUGUGCUGAGGUUCAAAUGAAGCUUGAUUUUCUCGUCUACAAAGGGAGUCGAUUAAGACGUGGAGGGGCCACGUUGUGGGUUAUGAAUCGGCCGAUCGGACCUAAUUGAUGAAGCCAUAUGUACUAGGUAGGUAGUCCGAUUGACUUUUGAAUCAGGUGACUGUCCCACAACUCAAUUCACUGCGAUGGCAGUCACUGCACAACAAUAUCUUGUCCCAAGGAAAGCCCGGGACGGCCUCUUUUGCCUCACGCUCCUUCCUCUUAUUUUAAACUCCACCGUUUCUUACAUCUCUAUCAUCCUAGUGGCGCCCCAUUUCAUCAGACCCCGAGCUUUCCUCCCCGCUUCGCCAUCAUGUCUUUCCUUGCUUGGAACCAGGGUCGACGCAGCUGGGGAACAAGGGCCUCAGAUUUUAAGACGAGUGUCGGUCGUCGUGUCGCGAAAUCUAAAAGAGGGCAAAAAGCCAAGCCUAUUACACAUGCCAAGCCUGUGACACAAGCCAAUCAGGGAUGCAAGAGGCGACUUGCUGAAGACGUUGAUGGAUAUUCGCAAUUCAUUGAGCUCGUCACAACCUAUAGCUCGGAUUCGGAAGUUGAUUCGGACAACGAAUUGGAUCCAAACUUGGGAUUUAACCUGGACCCAAACUUGGAAUAUGAUUUGAACGACGACAUGGACGAAGACUUGGAAUUUGAUUCAGAUGAUGACGUGGACAAGGAGUCGGAAUUCGAUUUGGAAAAAGAUGAUGCUGUAGAAACUACCAAGCAACAUAUGACAUUGACUCUGGAGCUUGCUCAAGAGAUGAUCGACGACAUGUGUACGGCGUGCGGACCCCCGCCAACCCUUGAUUCAGUCCCAGGACCUCUCCGAGGAAACAUUGACCGACACGACAAAUGGUACGUGGAGAUCUUCAAUCGAAUCUUCGAGGAGAUAACCCGCUAUUCCGAGGAGACGAUUGAAGAGUCUCCAUUUCGACUCAACAACUUUCGAUGGCUUUCUGCAAAUGCAGACGACACUAGUCGAGAAGCCGUCCUCAAGGUUCUCCUGCAUCCCCACGUGCGGUCUUUUCGUACUCGAAAUGCGCUGGGGAAAACUAACUGGGAUACGUUGCACAGCGCUUUGGAAUCAUUUCCUCUUAUGGGGGAUCAUUCUCAAAUUCCGGCUGUCAUUGGAACGUACACUCUGCUUGGAAAGUGUCGUCAGGGAGGAGCUCUCAGCCGCGAUAUGGCGUACGUCGGUCAAGCAGCUUCGCUGACUGCGGCCAUCAAUUCCUCAAAACUAUGGCUCGGGGUUCAAAGGCGUGCUCUGGAUCAUCAGAUUCACAUCUCCCGCAUCAAAUCAAUCCGAAAAAUAAAAGGCCGCUCUCGGAAAUCCAAAAAUGAAGAGCGAUAUCUAUGGGUACACCGCCGAAUAUCGCACAAUGACAUUACGGAAGUUUCAUUAGCAUUAUUGACUGUCUUACCAUUUCCGAGGUGUUACAUGCAUCAGGGGUCACUCCAAUUACCCUUUCUUCUGACCUCGGCAGAGACCAUAGACAUGAUAUAUCUCGGUACGAUUGCCCAAUUCCUGGACGAUGGAUCAGCUAGAAAGUUUGGAGCGCUACACGGACACAGACUCAGACCGGACCAGAUGCCUCGGUCACCUUUCGACGGCCUCAACCGAGCCAUCCCAAUCAAACAGCCACAGCAGGGGUUCGGGGCCUUGAUGAUAAGAGUCUUAUGGAGCCCUGAGGAUGUUGCUAAAUUUAUCGAUAUCUUUGCGCAACAUCAUACAUCCCUUUACAGCCAUACUCGCCCACGGGGCAUUGAUUGGCGUCAGCUUCUCAGUCUUUUGGAGCAACAAGGAGUCAAUAUGACAAAGAAACAUGCGACACGUCUCCAUUUUCAGUUAAGCCAACAUCCAGAUUCUGGGUUAAUCACUUUCAGUACAAGCAGGUGGCAACAGCGCUGAAAGCGGAUUCUCGAGAUAAAAGAGUUUUUAGAACAGAAGGACCUUAUCGAGCAACCAAAGAGCGAUGAUGAUUUAUAUUAUCAUGUGCCAGCUCUUGAAGGCCAGCUUAUUCACCAUGGCACCAUCCUCCAGUUUCUCAAGCAAGCUGGAUUCAGCCUACCUACUCGAUGUCGGGACCUAGAAUCUGUUCUACCGUUCUUACCCUCUCUACUACACAGAGAGGUCUGGAACAAAAUUACAUCAACACCACCUGAUUUUGUCAAAUUCACCUCUG
This is a messenger RNA of Trichoderma harzianum CBS 226.95, 2286 nucleotides long. RefSeq lists its product as hypothetical. The transcript has 3 exons. The record is from RefSeq and is a predicted model, not a curated record. NCBI's taxonomy places the organism in Eukaryota, Fungi, Ascomycota, Sordariomycetes, Hypocreales, Hypocreaceae. Bases 420 to 2012 code for a protein of 530 amino acids.